AAAUCUCCUGAAUCAUAUCGACACACACAUACGCUCUAAUACACGCACACGCGCACACACACACACACACUCCGGACGUGAGGUACAGAGUGUCAGCCUGAGGGUGUAGGGUGAGAGACAUGGAGCUGCACACGGUGUGUGUUCUCCUGCUGGUGGUGUGUGUGGGAGCCACACCUGAUCGCUACUACGUCAAAAAACAGCAGGUAUAUCCUGUCAAGGGCCAGGAAGUUUCAGGUGCUCCAGGUAUCCCAGGGGAACCUGGCCCCCCGGGUCCACCUGGUCCCCCUGGUGCCCCAGGAAUGAGUGUGAUGGGACAGCAGGGACCAAUGGGACCUCCUGGACCAUCUGGACCAGCAGGAUAUUCUGCACCUGGAAAGCCUGGAAGCCCAGGUGCACCAGGAAAACCAGGUGAUAAUGGAAUGCCUGGAGAAAGAGGACAUCCCGGGCCUGUAGGACCCCAAGGAGCAAGAGGAGCUCCAGGAGCCCCUGGCAGCCCAGGUCCGGCUGGUUAUUCUGCUCCUGGAAAACCAGGACCUCAUGGUCUACCUGGGGCAAUGGGGCCUAGAGGAGAACCUGGUGCAAAAGGAAUUCCAGGUAUUCCUGGCAUAUCUGGACAGAAAGGUGAACCAGGUCAUGGUGUGCAAGGACGUCCCGGUGGACCUGGCCCAGUGGGUCCAAUGGGUCCUGCAGGUCAGCCUGGUCAACCAGGAAUUGGAAAGCCUGGUGCAACUGGAUAUCCUGGGGAAUCUGGAAAGCCAGGUAUGCCAGGUAGAGAUGGGGCUCCAGGUCCCAUGGGUGCACAAGGCCCAAAGGGAAACACAGGAACUCCAGGAAUAGGUGCACCUGGUAAACCAGGUCAGAACGGUGCUCCAGGACUGCCUGGCCCAAUGGGACAUAAAGGUUUUCAGGGACCAGCCGGACAACCCGGAGCUCCUGGUCUUCCAGGUAUUGGCAAAUCUGGAGAACCUGGAAUUCCAGGACACAGAGGUGCACCUGGUACUUCAGGUACACCAGGACAGAAGGGAGAGCCAGGCGCAACAGGUUUUACAGGUCAGCCAGGUGCUAAUGGACCUGUGGGUUCAACGGGUCCACAAGGUGAUAGGGGAUUUCCAGGUGAGACAGGUCCACAGGGGCCUAAAGGUGAUGCCGGUAUUAUUGGGGCACCCGGUGCAAAAGGUCAAAAGGGAGAUCAGGGAGCAAUGGGCUUUACAGGUAAACCAGGUAUUCCAGGGGCAUCAGGUCCACAAGGUCCUGCUGGUGCUACAGGAUAUCAGGGUCCCAAAGGUGAGCGAGGUUAUACAGGGGCACCAGGCAGCCCAGGAGCUAUGGGUCCAACAGGCAUGAAAGGCCAUACUGGUCCACAAGGUAUGACUGGUAGCAGGGGUGAAAAUGGCCUUCCUGGAGCAAGGGGACCAAUGGGGCCAGCAGGACCAACUGGACUCACAGGAGCCAAAGGUAAUCCUGGUCUCCCUGGAGCCCCUGGCCCAGCAGGACUUGUAACUAAAGGGCUUUCUGGCCCACAGGGUCCUCCAGGAUUCCCUGGUAGCAGAGGUCAGGAUGGUCGCCCAGGUCCAGCUGGACCUCCUGGCCCACCUGGUCCACCAGGCGAGAUUACUUAUUAUAACGAGAAGAGCAUGCCCAUCAAAUCCGAGGUGAACUAUGUCAGUCACGAGCUUAUGAAGCCGCCCAUGUCAGCCUUUACGGCUCUUUUGACCAGAGCUUACCCUAAUGCGGGAACACCAAUUGUGUUCAACCAGAUUGUGUACAAUGGAGAGAACCACUAUGAUCCUAGCACUGGGGUGUUUACUUGUCAGGUUCCAGGAUUUUAUUACUUUGUUUUCCACAUGCACGUCAAUGGGGCUAACGCCCUGGUUGCACUUUACAAAAACAACGAGCCAGUCGUGUUCUCCUAUGAUGAGUAUAACAAGGGCUUCCUGGACCAGAUGUCAGGUAGUACUGUACUCAUGCUGCAUGUGGGUGAUACCGUCUAUGUCCAGGUUCCAGAUGACCAGUCCAAUGGCAUCUACGCUGAUGAUAAUGUCCACUGUUCUUUCACUGGUUUCUUGAUUGCCUCAACGUGAUCGUGAUGCCAAAUAAAUAAAACCUCAAACUUUUAAAGUAAACUAUCGGUUUUCUUUAAAAAGUUCUCUUUAAAUAUUUACUAAUAAAUGUAUUUUGUCACAUAAAUGUCUGUCCAUGUGAAAGAUGGAACCCCUUUUUAUUUCAAGAAAAAAAAACAACACUGAAUUCACUUAGUGCUAAAUCAGGAAGAUGGUGCUCUGUAGUUGCUUUUAAACAUCUGUGUGCUUGUGUCUUCAAAACUUGAUUCUUUUUAAAAUAUGAAAUCUCUGGAACACCAAAUACUACAUGUAUAAAAACAUACUGAAAUAAAAACUGUAUGUAAUAUUAAUACUGCACGAGGUGUCUCAUGUUAUGUACGUCAUUGUGAUCAACCAAAAAUAAAAGUUAAAGUGUC
Molecule: messenger RNA, 2476 nt
Organism: Ictalurus furcatus (blue catfish)
Lineage: Eukaryota; Metazoa; Chordata; Actinopteri; Siluriformes; Ictaluridae
Gene: col10a1b
Product: collagen, type X, alpha 1b
Exons: 3
Coding region: 120-2081 (653 amino acids)
Cellular component (GO): collagen type IX trimer
Molecular function (GO): protein binding
Source: RefSeq, a predicted model, not a curated record